CAUAUGGUCAAUUUAUACAAUCGAUAGCUAGUUGCAAUUUAAGAACAAAAGUGUUUUGUCUGAUUUUUAGUUAAAGUUUAAAUUAAAAACAUGUCGCUGCUGCACAAGAUAUGCAGAGUCACCGUACAGACUAAUGCCUACACCUUAAGUCGCAAUUUAUCAGUUGCGCAGCGCACUCUUAACGCCAACAGCAACGAAACCGCAACUACAAACAAUGUGAACGGGGAGCAAACGGAAAACAUAACUAAAGGAGGAUUUGCUCGUGCUUUUGAGAAGUAUACAGCACCAGCAAUGCCGGAAGAGCUGCCCGUCGACAAUCAAAGCUUUGCCUCGAUGUUGCGCCAGUCAAAGUUUGUUGAUUUGGGUGAUGCCGAGGGCAAGGUGGUGAGUGGUAAGAUAUUUCACGUUGUUGGCGAUGAUCUGUACAUAGAUUUUGGUUGGAAAUUCCACUGUGUGUGCACGCGACCAACACGCAAUGGCGGCGACUAUGUGCGUGGUGCACGCGUUCGUCUGCGUGUCAAGGACCUGGAGCUGUCCACUAAAUUCUUGGGUUCCAGCAAAGAUAUAACCAUUUUGGAGGCGGAUUGUCAUUUGCUUGGCUUAAUUUCAACGCCCACACGUCAAGGAACUGCAAAAAACCCAACAAUGAUAGCGCCAAAGAUUGAUACAUUGCUAUGAAAUUAAAUCUAUUUUCUUGUGCAUUAAACAAAAUGUUUGUUAAGUUAAAAUAGUCACGUUGUAAACUGAAAAA
This is a messenger RNA of Drosophila innubila, 751 nucleotides long. It is a transcript of the gene mRpS28, whose product is annotated as 28S ribosomal protein S28, mitochondrial. NCBI's taxonomy places the organism in Eukaryota, Metazoa, Arthropoda, Insecta, Diptera, Drosophilidae. Gene Ontology annotation, cellular component: mitochondrial small ribosomal subunit. The coding region runs from base 91 to 678 and encodes 195 amino acids. The record is from RefSeq and is a predicted model, not a curated record. The transcript is spliced from 3 exons.